This is a messenger RNA of Racocetra persica, 402 nucleotides long. The record is from the annotation of a GenBank genome assembly. NCBI's taxonomy places the organism in Eukaryota, Fungi, Glomeromycota, Glomeromycetes, Diversisporales, Gigasporaceae.
GAGUUGGCGCAAAAGAUCAUGGAAGUUAUGUAUUAACAUUUAGUAUGCGGAUUGGAAAUGAUGGUACUUUUUUGGAUUAUAAGGUUCGACCUGGUAUCGUUCGACGUGUUAAAAGCUUGUAUUAUGAUGAUGUUGAUACGUUUUCAUCAUCAGAAAAACAAGACCUAUUAGAUUUGCAGAAACUUGCAAUAAUACACAUGAGACGUCGAAUAAAUUUAGGCUCUUUCAUGUUCAUGUUACCACAACCAUCAAUUGAGUUGUAUCCUUUCCCAUUACCAAUAUCUAAUCCUGAUCCUCAAGCACCGAUAAUACACACAGGAAUGCCUAUCAUCCAAGUUGGACUUGAUAAAAGUAUGCAUUCUCCGGCUCGUGCGAUGGUCGCAGAACUUAUGGUCAUGGCCG